Fraxinus pennsylvanica is the source of this 1230-nucleotide messenger RNA. Lineage: Eukaryota; Viridiplantae; Streptophyta; Magnoliopsida; Lamiales; Oleaceae. The record is from the annotation of a GenBank genome assembly.
AUGUCAAACGACGGCGCAUCAGCACCACUUGAUCGGCACGUAGACCCAACUCCACCCCCUCCAUCUCAACCAGCACCCGGAAAUGCGUCUGAUGGGUCCGUAUUACCUCACUCCAAUGGAAACGGAACUGAUGAUAACGUUGGACAGCAAAAUGGGGUCGUGGUGCCGUCCUAUGCAACAAACAGGCUGAGGCUCAACCCCAACUCGGAUCACAAGCCGGAUAGCUAUGACAACCUGGAUUUAGAUUUUAGCCCGUUUCUCUUCAGCUCAUUGGAGAGGUACCUUCCAUCCAACCUCCUCCCCCUGUCGCGUGAGGUGAAGGUCACGUACAUGCGUGAUGUCCUCCUCCGAUACUCCCCUGAAAGUGAACGCAUCCGGUUCCAGAAGCAUAGAGAAUACAGGCAAAAGAUUAUAUCCAACUAUCAGCGCUUACAUAGGGAGCUUUACACAAUGCAUGCUACAACCUUCUUUGUUCCCUCUUUUCUGAAGGCAAUCAAUGAGAACACUGAACAGGGUUUUAGAAAUAUAAUGUCUGAACCCACUCCAGGAAUUUUUACAUUUGAAAUGCUCCAACCACGUUUCUGCGAAAUGUUGUUGGCUGAGGUAGAAAAUUUUGAGAAGUGGGUCCAUGAGACGAAAUUCAGAAUCAUGAGACCUAAUACAAUGAAUAAGUAUGGUGCCGUUCUUGACGAUUUUGGUAUGGAAACCAUGCUUGACAAGUUCAUGGAAGAAUUCAUACGCCCUAUAUCGAAAGUUUUCUUUCCUGAAGUUGGUGGGUCAACACUUGACGCUCAUCAUGGUUUUGUGGUUGAGUAUGGAAUGGAUAGAGAUUUGGAUCUAGGUUUCCAUGUGGAUGACUCAGAAGUCACCUUGAAUGUCUGCUUAGGGAAGCAAUUUUCUGGCGGUGAACUAUUCUUCCGUGGUGUGCGGUGCGAGAAACACGUAAAUACUGAAACUCAGUCGGAGGAGAUCUUCGACUAUCCUCACCUCCCAGGACGAGCAGUUCUUCAUCGCGGUCGCCAUCGGCAUGGUGCUAGAGCCACCACAUCUGGAAAUAGGAUAAACUUAUUGCUUUGGUGCAAGAGUUCUGUAUUCAGAGAGCUGAGGAAAUAUCAAAAAGAAUUCACCAGCUGGUGUGCAGAGUGCCAACGCGAGAAGAAAGAAAGGCAGCACCAAUUUGUUUCUGCUGCCAAACUGGAACUGCUGAGAAGAGGAGAAACUGCUACUUGA